This is a messenger RNA of Morus notabilis, 2741 nucleotides long. RefSeq names its product subtilisin-like protease SBT1.8. The transcript has 2 exons. Gene Ontology annotation, molecular function: serine-type endopeptidase activity. The record is from RefSeq and is a predicted model, not a curated record. Bases 105 to 2390 code for a protein of 761 amino acids. Gene Ontology annotation, biological process: proteolysis. Lineage: Eukaryota; Viridiplantae; Streptophyta; Magnoliopsida; Rosales; Moraceae.
UUCCAUCCUUCUGACAGUCGCAGCCAUUAGCGACUGUUCUUUUCCUCAUUUUGUUUUUCAUUUUUUUUCUUCACAUUUAAUAUCCCAAAUAUCUUUUCUCUGCCAUGGCUAAGCCAAUCUGGUUCUCCUUCUCUGUUCUUCUUCUUCUUCUUCUCGUUCAACAAUGUCGUUCAGAGAAGAGAACCUACAUUGUUCACAUGAAAAACCACGACAAGCCCUUAGCCUACGCGACCCACCAUGACUGGUACUCUGCCAAUCUUCAGUCCCUUUCCGCUAGCGCCGAAGAUUCCCUCCUCUACACCUACACCAACUCCUACAAUGGCUUCGCCGCCUCUCUCGAUCCCGACCAGGCCGAGUUGCUUCGGAAGUCCGACUCCGUCGUCGGAGUUUACGAGGACACGGUUUACACUCUCCACACCACUCGGACGCCGGAGUUCUUGGGCUUGGCGGUGGACAAGGGACUGAGUGCGCAAGAUGUGAACCAGGCCUCCGAUGAUGUCAUCGUCGGAGUUCUUGACACCGGCGUUUGGCCGGAGUCGAAGAGUUUUGAUGAAACCGGAAUGCCCGAGAUCCCGGCGCGGUGGAAAGGCGAGUGCGAGUCGGCGCCGGAUUUCGAUCCUAAACUCUGCAACAAGAAGCUCAUCGGGGCGAGAAGCUUCUCGAAGGGGUACCAGAUGUCGAGCGGAGGAGGAAGCAUCGGGAAGCAGCGGAAGGAGGUCGUCUCGCCGCGCGACCGCGACGGGCACGGGACCCACACGGCCAGCACCGCCGCAGGUUCUCACGUGGCGAACGCGAGCCUCCUCGGAUACGCUAGCGGCACGGCCCGUGGGAUGGCCACGCGCGCGCGCGUUGCGGCCUACAAGGUCUGCUGGAGCACCGGCUGCUUCGGGUCGGACAUUCUGGCUGGUAUAGAUCGGGCGAUCUCCGAUGGCGUCGACGUCCUCUCGAUGUCUCUCGGCGGCGGCUCCGCUCCGUAUUAUCACGACACCAUCGCCAUCGGUGCUUUCUCAGCCGUGGAGAAGGGGAUAUUCGUCUCCUGCUCCGCCGGGAAUAGUGGGCCCAGCAGGGCUUCGCUGGCAAAUGUGGCUCCGUGGAUCAUGACGGUCGGGGCCGGCACUUUGGAUCGUGAUUUCCCGGCCUACGCUGUGCUCGGGAACAAAAACCGGUUCACUGGUGUUUCCCUCUAUAGCGGACCAGGAAUGGGGGAUAAACCGGUCGGUUUGGUUUACAGCAAGGGGGCCAACAGCAGCAGUGGGAACUUGUGCUUGGCCGGUUCGCUCGAACCGGAAGUUGUACGUGGGAAAGUGGUGUUGUGCGAUAGGGGCGUUAACGCGCGCGUGGAGAAAGGCGCGGUCGUGCGCGAAGCAGGCGGGAUCGGGAUGAUUCUAGCAAACACCGCCGCGAGCGGCGAGGAGUUGGUGGCCGACAGCCACCUGUCGCCGGCGGUUGCGGUGGGGAUGAAGGUCGGGGACCAGAUCAGGGAAUACGUGCGGUCGGAUCCAAAUCCGACGGCGUUGCUGAGCUUCGGUGGGACCGUACUGAACGUACGGCCGUCGCCGGUGGUGGCGGCGUUCAGCUCCCGGGGACCCAACCUGGUGACGCCGCAGAUCUUGAAGCCGGAUGUGAUUGGACCUGGGGUGAACAUCUUGGCCGCGUGGUCGGAGGCGAUUGGACCCACUGGGCUUGAGAAGGACACGAGGAAAACCAAGUUCAAUAUCAUGUCAGGUACAUCAAUGUCAUGCCCACACAUUAGUGGUCUAGCUGCACUACUAAAAGCGGCUCAUCCAGACUGGAGCCCAAGUGCAAUCAAAUCAGCGCUAAUGACAACUGCCUAUGUAACAGACAACACCAAGUCCCCACUCAGGGAUGCAGAAGGAGAUCAAGUCUCCACCCCAUGGGCUCACGGGGCGGGCCACGUUGACCCCCAGAAAGCCCUCUCACCCGGCCUGGUCUACGACAUAUCGGUAGAUGAGUACAUCAACUUCUUGUGCUCCUUGGACUACACAACUGAUCACAUCCAGACCAUUGUCAAGCACCGCAACUUCACCUGCUCCAAGAAGUUCUCCGAUCCCGGCGCUCUUAACUACCCUUCAUUCUCCGUCCUGUUUGCGAACAAGAGGGUUGUUCGCUACACUCGUCGGUUGACCAAUGUGGGAGCUGCAGCUUCUGUGUACACGGUGGCUGUGAAUGCACCUCCGACAGUGAAAGUCACUGUUAAGCCCGCCAAGCUUGCGUUUAAAAGCGUUGGGGAGAGGCUGAGGUACACCGUGACCUUUGUGGCCAGCAGAGGUGCAGCCCGGACGUCAAGGUCCGAGUUCGGGUCGAUCGUCUGGAGCAACGCCGAGCAUCAAGUCAGAAGCCCGGCUGCUUUCGCAUGGACGCAGUUGUAAGAUUGAAAAUAGUUUGGUGCCUUUUUAACUGUUGGUUCCCCCUUUGGGUUUUUCUUUGGCGUGGUGAUAGUCUUUGUGGCUAUUUGGCAAGAGGGAAACAGCGGCCCAAAAAAGAAGGCCCUGAUCUCUAGUGAUUUUAAAACCGGAAAAAAAAAAGUAUUUGGGUUUUUUUGCAAUUGUAAGCAUUUCAGAAAAUGGGGUGGAAGAAGUUCUUAUAAAAAGGAAUUUGCAAAUAAGUUCUACUUCUUAAUCUAAUUUUCUGAUACAAUGACAUAACAGUGUUUUAUCCCUGUGUAUGACAGUCAAAACGUUGUUACUUGCAAGAUGGAGAAAUUUUUAUUUUUACGUGAA